Molecule: messenger RNA, 2505 nt
Organism: Penicillium cataractarum
Lineage: Eukaryota; Fungi; Ascomycota; Eurotiomycetes; Eurotiales; Aspergillaceae
Exons: 1
Coding region: 1-2505 (834 amino acids)
Source: RefSeq, a predicted model, not a curated record
AUGGCUGACGCUUCAGAGUCGCCCAGGCGUCCCCCGAGCGCCCACACAGCCUCUCAUCUACAAUACCCGACCCUCCCGCCGCUCUCAGCCUCCGUUCAAGAGUGGUUGUCCCGCUCUCGUCCAGCCAACAACAUGACGUCAGACCAACAUCUCACGCUGCCCGCAAGAUCUCUCGGUGAUAGCUGGGCAGACCUGAGUGUCUCCGAUCUACAUUCUGAGGAUGGCAGCCGUUCCGAGAAUACCGAUAUGGGGUCGUUGAUCGACCCAACCGGCGCCGACGACGUAGCCAGUCUCGAUGAGCGAUACAGCAGCAGCGAAGUCGGUGGCCCUGACGACGAAUAUCCCCCAGAGGACGAGGACGUUGUUAGAGACGAUCUGCAGGACUCGGUAGCCUCGCAGCAGUUCCCGAUCAUGUUCACUCAGGAUGAGACGGCGAUCGACAAUAGCAACCUGACCACCCGCACGGCUUAUCGUCAGUCGAUCGACUCGAUCGAGUUUGUGGAGCCCGAUAAAUGGCCAGAGAGGGAGAGAGUAGAGCUGAAGCACACGAUCCACAUUUUCGAUGACGCGGAGGCGGCCAAGAUGAGGGAGUCUCUGCCGCAUAACGUGGAGGGUGCGAUCCUGAUGACCACGGUUCAGCAAACCAUGACCAAAGGAAGUCUGGACCUGGAUAAGCCCUAUCGUGUUUUGUAUAUUGGCCAGCCAGACUCUCGGAAUAUCAUCCUGGACAAGAUCGGCGAUGUCUUGGUAUCAAGCUCGACCGCCGGAUCGCAAACCAGCUCGGCCAACUCCUCCCGCUACCAUGUGGUGCCAACCUCUUUCGGAGCUGGUGCCGUGCCUAACUUUGCAGAGCUUCUCCCGAUCCACGUCCAGCUUGUCGUGGACGAGUGCAAGGAUGCGAGUGCCGAGUCUCACGAGAUUCGACCCAGCACCUUGCACCUAGACUUCAAGAAUCGCCCCGCAUGUCGGUCAUGGUGGGAUGGCGAUCAAUAUCGGAUCUCGUCUGCAUCGGAAUGGACUCUACCAGAUGUGGCAAUUCUUUUCGUGUCUGAUAGAGAUAGUCCGGCUACUAUCCAGACGCAGCACUAUGUCCAUACUUUCUUGGAGCGGCAUGGAAUCCCCGCCAUGGUGAUCUCGGAGGAGCCGCUCUGGAAGCGGGCGAGCGAGCCCAUCCCUUUGAACCACAACAGUCUUCAUAUGUGCCUGGAGUCUCGACACCCACGGACUGGGGAAACCGCCGUGCUGCGUCGGUAUCCCAUCGAUUUGAAGACAUUCGAGAGUAUCACACCCGGCCAGCUCAACAGGAACUUGGCUUCGCUCAUGGACCUCUAUCCCAAGAAGAUCCCUAAAGUUACUGCUGAUGCCCCCAGACCGGUUGAACUAUACUCAUCGACAGACCCGGAGAAGUACCCUCGGAACUGGCUCCACUCAUCAUACUCCUCCAAGGCGCGUGAGCUAGGGCCCAUGCUGCGCCUUGUCACGUUGACACUGAUUUCCGCUAUUGCUCUCUCAAUCGGAUAUGCAGCUGUGAAUACCGUGUUUGUUUCUGUAUCUCAAUGGAUUUCCGGGCCAAAAUUUUCCAACACCGGGUCUCAACUGAGUCCUCCUCUUUUAUCGACUUCCGUGGCAGUCCUCAAAGUUCCGCAGACCUCGGGGUCUAUAUGGCCCGCAGGGCAGUCGUGCCACCCAAAUAGCAAGCCCGCAGCAAUCAUCGACCAUGUCGCAAAGCUUACAAUUACCGAUUCGAGCUCUUCUGGAAGUCCGGACGUCUUUGAGAUUCAAGUUGUUGGUGACUGCCACGUGGUUAUCAAGCCUCCUCGCAGCUUUGUCACGUAUAAGAAGCAACCGCCUUUUAACGUGAGCGCUCGCCGAUACGAGCAGCCUCUGUCAUACGAGCUUUCCAAGCUGUUUGACGGAGUCUAUACACUAAGGCUAGACCGAGAGGAUGCAUAUGGUUUGAUCAAUAUCACCGUCUCUGCCAAGUCGAAGCCACCAAUCAACCAAGUCACGACCGUUGACUUUGGAACACCGUGGCUGAAGAUUGCAAGCUGGAGACGAGCAGCCCGAAAGGUCUCCUCGCAAGUCACGAAAGACUUGCAAAUUGCUCAAACCAGCCUGGCUGAAGUGUACGGCCGGGUCUCCACCGAUGUGCAGGUGAGGAUGGGGGAUCUGGUCAAGCGGUCUCAUUUCCUGCACCAGGACACCCUGCGACGCCAGGGUCUUCUCGCACGGGAUACCGUGCUCUCGCGCUCCAAACAACUCUCCGAGGUCAUUACUCGUAAUGCGCUUGAACAGUUCCGAACCGUCUCUGCUGUCGUGCACAGCCGUUCUGUCCGGGUCAACCAGGAAGCCAGAGGGCUUGUCAUUGAGGCCUGGAAUCGCCUCGGCGAUUCUGCAGCCCAAGUUGAUAUUCACUCCAUGAUGGAUCGAGUGCGUAGUGCCAAGUGUGCCGCGCUAGAUCGGGCUCAGGCACGCGCACGCCGCGUUGUGGGGCGCCGCGACUAG